GAAGUCAUUUAAAGCUCCAAAUCAGUACAAUGUGUAUCAACAUGUAGGACAUAUACCUUCAAUAUAAACAUUUAUUUCUCCACAAACUUCCUCAAGAUAAAAGCUGCAAGACCAGCUCAGCCCCUCCCUGUGCCGAGGAAUGUGAGACGCCCUUUAGAUUUUCCUUGUCGGAGACUUUUUACUUUCAUUUCUCUCUUCUGCUGUCAGCGAUGGCGUCUGCUGAUCUGAGACAGGAGCUGGACUGUUCCAUCUGUCUGACCACAUAUACAGAUCCUGUAAACCUGAGAUGUGGUCACAACUUCUGCCGGGUCUGUAUUGAUCGUGUGUUGGAUACACAGGGGGGGUCUGGAGGUUAUUCCUGUCCUGAGUGCAGAGAAGAGUUCCGGGAUCGGCCUGUACUGCAGAGGAACAUAACACUACGUAACAUAGUGGAGACUUUCCGAUCUACUCAGCUGGAAGAAGGGAAGACUGGAAUCUUCUGUACUUAUUGCUAUCACUCUCCCGUACCUGCUGUCAAAUCCUGUCUGAUGUGUGAAGCUUCUCUGUGUGAUAAUCACCUGAGAGUCCACAGCAAGUCACCAGAACAUGUCCUAACUGAUCCCACCACUUCCAUGGAGGACAGAAAAUGCUCCAUCCAUAGAGAACUUCUUGAAUAUUACUGCACUGAGGACUCUGCCUGUAUCUGUGUGUCCUGCAGGCGGGAUAGAGAACAUCGUGGACACAAGGUGGAGACUCUGGAUGAGGCCUCUGAGAAUAAAAAACAGGAACUGAGAAAUGUUCUGCAGAAACUGAUGACUGAGAGAGAGGAGACGGAGAAAAGAGUCCAGAGUCUGCAGGAUCGCAGGAGAAAAGUACAAGAAAAAUCAGAGAGAGUCACUGCCCUGUUCAUAGAGCUCAGGAGACAUCUGGAGGACCUGGAGAAGAGAGUGCGGAGGAACAUCUCCAGCCAGGAAGAGCGGAUCUCAUUGUCUGAUCUGAUCCAUCAGCUGGAAAUAAAGAAGAAUGAUCUGUCCAGGAAGAUGGAGGACAUUGAGAAGCUGUGUAACAUGACUGACCCACUGACUGUCCUACAGGAAUCGGACACAGGGGACUUGUGUGAUACUGAGGAGGGAGAUAAUGAGGACAGAGAGAGACAUGAUAGACUCCUCCAUGAUGGAGGGGAUCUGGAUGUGUCUGGAAUCUCACACACAUUACACACAGGGUUAUCUGAUAUGAUAAAAGAGGUAAAUGUAUUCUUCUAUAUACAGGAAGCUUCAGACAUAUUAAUGGAUGUGAACACAGCUCAUAAUAAUCUACAGAUAUCAGAUGACAUGAAAACUGUAUUCUGGUCAGAUAUAGAGCAGAAUCGUCCAGAAACACCGGAGAGAUUUCAGUGGUGGUCCCAGGUAUUAAGCAGUCAGAGAUUUUCCUCGGGGCGAAAUUACUGGGAAGUGGAUGUCAGAGAGUCAGAAUAUUACAGAGUCGGGAUGUGUUAUCCCAGUAUAGAGAGGAGAGGAUGGCAGUCAGGGAUUGGAAAUAAUAACAAGUCCUGGGGUUUGCGCAGGUAUACAGGUGAGUGUUAUCUAAUACAUGACAAUGAAGAGAUCAGCUUAUCUCCCAAUCUCUCCAGUAACAGAGUCAGGAUCUAUGUGGAUUAUGAGGCCGGGCAGAUAUCUUUUUAUGAUCUGUGUGACCCGAUCAGACACCUCCACACCUUCACCACCACCUUCACUGAGCCCCUCCAUGUUGGGUUAGCUGUAGGAAAAGGUUCUAUAACAAUAUCUGGGGGUGAGGGGCGACGUGAGAAAUAAUAAUAUAACAGAAAAUCUGCCCAAAUCUGCUGACAUGACAGAAAUAUAAAUCUGAUGAUAUUUAACCAACAGAAUAAUGCAGUAGAUUCAUAUUCCAGAUGUCAUAAAUCUAAAGGUUCCCAACACAACCAAUCACAGCAUUGAGAAAUCUCAGCACAGGGAAGUGUGAUUUGUUCUCUUAUAGUGACAAUAAUAAGAUUUGGGGUUUUCAGGGGUUCAUUAAGUGUUAGUGGUUAUGGUAAGACUAGGAGAUAUUAUCAUUGAUUAUGAUUUGAAUGAUUAUUCAAAAUGAUCAGAAAAUGUAAUAUACACUAUUGCAGCUUGCCAAUAUUUAGAUGUGCUGACUGCAUUGGUUUUCUUUUUGCAGCCAUUUGUUUUUUUUUCUAUUUUUACCUAGAGAUCCUGCCAGUAACACACUUCCUGUCCUGGGGUGACACCACUCACUCAUAGUACUGCACACUGUAGAUUUUUAGGUACUGUCGUUUUUUGGCGCCGU
This is a messenger RNA of Rana temporaria (common frog), 2286 nucleotides long. RefSeq names its product E3 ubiquitin/ISG15 ligase TRIM25-like. NCBI's taxonomy places the organism in Eukaryota, Metazoa, Chordata, Amphibia, Anura, Ranidae. Bases 210 to 1790 code for a protein of 526 amino acids. The record is from RefSeq and is a predicted model, not a curated record. Gene Ontology annotation, molecular function: zinc ion binding; protein binding. The transcript has a single exon.